AUGUCUGGCGUAAUCAACAAGGUUAAGGAAGCCGUCUCUGGCCACCACUCUUCUUCUACUAGCAACAACACCAGUCACAACAGCGCCCCUGAGGGUACCCACGGGCCCCACGGCAACCGAACAGCCAACGCCGCAGACCCAAGAGUCGACAGUGAUCGCGACAACCGUGCCGCACCCAGUUCAACCCUUGGCGGCUCUAACGCAUACUCCUCUGGAGACAACUACAGCCAUGGCACCACUGGCACCACCACAACUGGUGCUCACCGAGAAGGUGCUUCUGGACCUCACAACUCUCGUGCGGCUAAUGCUGCCGACCCACGAAUUGACUCGGACCGAGACGGCCGCUUUGCGGGCAACACCGCCGGCGACUAUGGUGGCAGUGGCCGAGAAGGGGUCACUGGACCCCACAAUUCUCGACUAGCCAACACUGUCGAUCCUCGCGUCGACUCAGACCGAGACGGCUCUCGCACUGCUGGUAACACAUACGGAAGCUCCGGUACCGCCGGAACUACUGGUGCUGGGUACAAUCCUUCCGGCACCACGGGUAACAACUUUGGAAGCACUGGCACUGGCGCCGGAUUCGGCUCUACUACCGGCACUCACGGUUAUGACUCUACUACUACCGGCACAACUGGCACUACUGGUAACUACGGGCACGGUGUUGGUAACCAUGGUGCAGGCGGUGCUCAUGGUGUAGGCGGUACUCAUGCUGGCACUGGUACCACUGGUACCCAUGGUCUGACCGGAACCCACGGUACUACUGGUACUCACGGUCCUUCUGACACCUACAACACAACCGGAACUCACGGUCUAAGUGGAACUCAUGGUACAACCGGCACUCAUGGUACUACUGGUACUCAUGGUACUACCGGCGCCUACGGCACGACCGGAACCCAUAACACGACCGGAACUCAUAACACGACCGGAACCCACGGUGUAGCUGGAUCUCACUCUGCUCACUCUGGCCCAGGCCCUGCCCCCGAUACAGCUGGUCCUCACAGCAGCAACAUCGCCAACAAGCUUGACCCCAGAGUCGAUAGUGAUCUCGACCACUCUCGAACCAUCGGCGGCGACAAGACUUACCAGUCGUAA
This is a messenger RNA of Daldinia childiae, 1092 nucleotides long. RefSeq names its product Collagen alpha-5(VI) chain. The record is from RefSeq and is a predicted model, not a curated record. The coding region runs from base 1 to 1092 and encodes 363 amino acids. The transcript is spliced from 2 exons. Lineage: Eukaryota; Fungi; Ascomycota; Sordariomycetes; Xylariales; Hypoxylaceae.